Molecule: messenger RNA, 1922 nt
Organism: Phytomonas sp. EM1
Lineage: Eukaryota; Euglenozoa; Kinetoplastea; Trypanosomatida; Trypanosomatidae
Source: the annotation of a GenBank genome assembly
CAAUAGAUACAUAGGGACGACAUAAGUUUUGCAACUGAAUUCGCCUGUAAUAGGAAAGUUUAUAUAGUUUAUUAUUAUUAUUAUUAACUCUUAGCGCUGCGACCUCGUCUCCUCAGCUGGUAUUGUUUAUCUUGUGACAGAGGCAUCAAAGGGAUUUUGCCACCUACGGUCUAGUUUUCAUUGUUUAGGUGAUUGAAAACAUAUUACAGCGUAACAAAGACGAAUUCUUUCGGUGAGGUUGUGUUGGCAUCAUUGUUUCUUUUUUUUCUAUCCCUAAAGUAGGUAUUUGGAUGAGAGCGACGUCAAGCUCCUACAUGAAGUUCAAACCGCUUCUUUUCAUCCUUGUUCUGUUGCUUUUUAUCGGCAAUUCUGUCGUCGCAUCUCCUCCAGACGAUGAGACCACAAGACUUCUCCUUUCUGCUGGCGAUAAGGCCAUGAGUGGGGGUCGUGAGCACUACCGAGAGGCGCUUGCAAAGUACACGGAGGCACACGUGCGCAGUCCUCGUAGUGAGCGAGCCUUGUACAGUCGUGCCCAGCUUCUUGCCUUGUUGGGUGAAUACAAGGCGGCGUUGGUCGAUCUAGAUGCCUUGCUCGAGCAAUCACCAAAGCAUCUUCAGGGUCUGAUCCUGCGCGUAUCGCUUAAUGUGCAGCGUGGGGCGUUGGAGGCUGCCCUUUUGGAUUCCGCCAAGCUUGUGAAGGUCUACGAUUUGUUGGGCAAGGUAGAUAAGCGAAGAGAGGUACAAAGCCAAAUGGUUAAGCUCAAGCACUACUACAAUCGGUGGCAAUCGCUAUCUGAUAUAAUGGAAGCCCCAUUAAUAGACUAUCAACCCACCGUUCAAAAUACUGGGAUGCGGCGUCGGUAUGAGGAAUGUGUAGAGUUGCUAGAGCACAUUAUUCGUGAUUUUGCAAUGGAUAGCUUAAACCUUCGGUUGCGUCGUGCAUCAUGCGCGCUGGCGGCUGGGGAUAAUCAAGUCGUUAGCAAUGAGGUCAGGCGUGUGUUAGCACGUGAUUCUCAGAGUCUUGUGGCGAUCGUGCUGAAUGCCAAAGCUCUGCGGGGCCUAGGAUCCCUUGAUCAAUGCAGAUCAGAGCUACGCCGCUGUCUAUCCAUCAAUCCGGAGUUCGCCCCCUGCGCAAAGCUAAACCGUCUUGUCCGUAACCAGCAGAAGCAUGCUGAGAACAUCGCUCGCUCGAUAUCUGAGAAGAAUUUCAAUCGGGCCGUAUCAGAGAUCACCGCUGCAAUGAAGGAGGAAGAGCACCCGCCGAAUGAGGAGCAGCUGAGUGCAUGGCUCUGCAAGGCCUACGUCGGGCUACUGGAUACGGUGAAGGGCCAUCAGGAGUGCGGGAGGGCGCUAAAGCUUCUUGGCGAUACGAGCCCGGCGGCCGCCGAUGUACAUUUAGAUCUGGCGGAGCUUUUUUUGAUGGAGGAUGAUCUAGAUAAAGCAACUCAAGAGGCAAAGAAGGCCAAGGAGCUCGAUCCACGGAGCGACAAGGCCGAUAGUCUACUGCAUAAAAUCGAGAAUAUCCGUCGUAACGGGAAACGAAAGGAUUAUUAUAGAAUUCUCGGCGUUCCGAAGACAGCCUCUGCACAGGAGAUUCGCCGCGUAUACCGUAAACUCGCCAAGGAGUAUCACCCAGACCAGCUCCGCUCGAAGGAUCUAUCGGAUGAGGAGCGCUCCGUGAUGGAUAAGCGCUUCCGCGACAUGAACGAGGCGAAGGAAGUUCUACUGGACGAAGAGAAGCGUGCCCGCUACGACGCCGGUGAGGAUGUGAUGCGUCCGCAAGGCCAGGGCGGGGGUGGGCAACCUUUCUACGGGCAGCGCUUCCAUUUCUCCACUAACGGCUUCCCUGAGGAGUUUGCGAAACAUUUCUUUCACCAGCAAGGCGGCGGCGGCGGUGGUCAGACCUUCUUUCACUUUAGGUAG